Molecule: messenger RNA, 618 nt
Organism: Paramuricea clavata
Lineage: Eukaryota; Metazoa; Cnidaria; Anthozoa; Malacalcyonacea; Plexauridae
Source: the annotation of a GenBank genome assembly
AUGUCUGAAAUGAGUAAGUGGAAGAAAUUUGCACAAAAUAUAAAAUUAAAACGAACAAAUGUUGCUACAAAGCAAAACAAAACAAAAUGUGGCGAAGCAAGUAAGAACACUUGUGAUUCAAGUAUUUUGGAAAACAAAGAAAUCACGGUGCAGCCUCUAGCAACUGAUGCAACCGGGAAAGCUAAAAAAUAUGAGAGAACCGGUCCGCAAGAGUUUGUAACAUUCUUUUUUGAAGAGGUCACUAUUCCCAAUAUCAUUGCUGCUUGUAACAAGCACUUCAAGAAACGAGCUAAAGGCAUGUCAUGUGAUGUUCUUGCAAGUGAACAUGGCCCGUCAUGCACGAAGAUCUCACAAUUACCAAGCCUCAAGUUAUUUCAUAUUAGAUUUGUUAUGACGGACGAUCAAAUGAACAGCGAGGGUAGUAGUACUGCAUACAGUCGAUACAGUGGUAUAAACUCCAGCCCAGUCCGAUUUGGAUCAAAAGCAUCAACAUCGACACGCGCUGAUCCAAUUAUCGUCCCUCAUUUGACGAGUGCCAUUGGCGUUAAACGUAAACUAGAAGUUCCUUUCGAGCUCCAGUUAAUAAGGUCCCAAAAAGCCUUGGAAUUACAACUAUGA